This is a messenger RNA of Quercus lobata, 978 nucleotides long. RefSeq names its product putative disease resistance protein RGA3. The record is from RefSeq and is a predicted model, not a curated record. Bases 1 to 978 code for a protein of 325 amino acids. Lineage: Eukaryota; Viridiplantae; Streptophyta; Magnoliopsida; Fagales; Fagaceae. The transcript has 3 exons. Gene Ontology annotation, molecular function: ADP binding.
AUGGGUGGGGUUGGCAAAACAACCCUUGCUCAACUUGUUUACAAUGAUAAUAGAGUAAAAGAUAGUUUUGAUUGCACAACUUGGAAUUGUGUUUCAGAAAAUUUUGGUAUUUUAAGUAUACUAAAAACUAUUUUUGAGCAAGUCACUGCAACUACUUGUGACAUUCAGGACUUAAAUUUGUUGCAAGUUAAAAUUACAGAGAGGUUUGGAGGGAAGAAAAUUUUUGUUGUUUUAGAUGAUGUUUGGAAUGAGAAGUAUAAUGUUUGGGAUCACUUAGUUAGAAUUUUUAGAUGUGGGGCACGAGAGAUUAAGAUCAUUGUCACAACACGUAGUGAAAAUGUUGCAUUAGUUGUGGGCACCCUUACAACUCAUUACUUAAAGCAAUUGUCAGAUGAAGAAUGUUGGUUGUUAUUUGCAAAACAUGCAUUUAAGAAUGGAAAUUCUCAUGAAUAUCCUAACCCAAAAGUAAUUGGUAAAGGAAUUAUCCAUAAAUGCAAAGGCUUGCCACUAGCCGCAAAAACACUUGGGGGUUUGUUGCGAUCUAAAGAAGACCCAAGGGAGUGGGAAAAGAUUUUGAAGAGUGACAUGUGGGAUUUACCAGAGGGCAAAAGUGAUAUUCUUCCAGCUCUAAGAUUAAGCUACCACUACCUCUCAUCACAAGUUGCCGAGCAAUAUGAGGAGACUAGUAAACUUACGCCACUAGGAUAUAAGCGGAACAAUAUUAAAGAGUUGGGGGAGCUUCAACAUCUUUAUGGAGCAUUAUCUAUUAUAAACUUGCAAAACGUUCAACAUGCUAGAGAUGCUACAGAGGUUAAGUUAAAGGAUAAGCAGUACUUGUCUGAAUUGGUGUUUAGAUGGAGUCAUGGCACUGACAAUUCAGAAAAUGAAAGAAUUGUGCUUGAGCAAUUGCAUCCUCAUACAAAAUUGGAAUCUCUCACUAUUGAAAAUUAUGGGGUACAAGAUUUCCAAAUUGGUUAG